ACUAUGCGAAAAAACAAACAAAACAAAAAGAUUAUAAAAGGCGAUUAUCCCUGAUGAGCAAAAUUCAUGUAUGAAAAAUAUGACACAGAGAUCAUCAGGCUACCAGGGUCGCUUUAGCUUGUUCCUGUUGUUUUAUUAUCAUUCACUCACAAACUAGCCGUUGCUAGCACUGUUAGCAUUGUUAGCCAGCUAUUCAGUCAGCACCACGAUCUGAGCAAGGGCUAUUAGAGAACACUGUUGUGCCUGAGAACUACAUUUGGAAGAUAUGGCCCCGACACAGACCACAUCCAUGCUCCGUUUACACAAAAGCUCAGAGGAGCACACACUGCUACCUGGCAUGUAUACUGAUCAUGAUCUCCUGCUCUGGACCAGCUUCCUCUCUUCACGUCCCUCCGGCGACUUCAAGUCAGAGUUCUGCUUUCUCUGCCACACGAACCAGCAGCAUGGAGGGAGGCAAGCAGAAGGCGGUGACCUUCAACAGGCUCAUGGUCAACAUUGGAGGGGAUUUUAACCCAGACACUGGGCAAUUCCGCUGUCGUGUCCCCGGGGCUUACUACUUCUCCUUCUCUGUGGGGAAAUUCCCAAAGAAAAUGCUUUCUGUGAUACUGGCGAAGAACGGAGAGGAGGUGCAGGCCAUAGCAUAUGACGACUACCGCAAGAAAGGAAGGAAAAUUCAAAGCCAAAGUGUUAUGAUCAGUUUAAAGGAAAUGGACACAGUGUGGCUGCUUUUGCAGCAGAGUCCUCAAUAUGCUUUGUACAGCAACGCUGGCCCUUACAUUGCCUUCUCUGGUUACCUUGUCUAUCCUGACAUCUCCCCAACAAGCUACAUCAGCAACCAUCUGUCCACAUCAGGGCCGUCCUACCCAAACUGCCCCCCUCAGGCUGAACCCUUGUCCAGAGGUCAUACAUCAGAUCAGCCAAGGUCAGCCUUCUCUAUGGCACGGACCUCCACACUCAUAGGUCAGAGUAUCAAGCAGCAUGAAAAGCCACCUAUGACCUUUGAUGUGGAAUACGUCAACAUCGGGGGGCAUUUCAAUAAAACCUCCGGCCUGUUCACCUGCCAAUACCCAGGCGCAUACUUCUUUGCCUUCACUGUGGGGAAACACCCUCGUAAGGCGGUUUCUGUGAAACUGAUGAGCGGGAAGGGCGAGGUGCAGGCGAUGGUGUUUGAUGAGGACACGUCGAAGAGAAGGGAGAUGCAGAGUCAGAGCCUGCUGCUGUCUCUCCGUCGGGGCGAGAGUGUGUGGCUGUACAGUCAGCAGGAUGAGCGCUACGCUGUCUACAGCAACCAGGGGAGGUACACCACCUUUUCUGGCUUCCUGGUUUACCCUCAAGCAGAAAAACUCCCACUUCCCACCACCCAGGACAGAACUCAACGCUAAAUGUCUUUACCCUUCAUAACAGAGUCUGAUGUUUUUGUAGAAGAUCUGUUUAUUAUUUCUUUGUAGAUCGAGCAUAAGAAGAAUUCUGUGGUCAGUAUGGUGUUACUACGUUGGUACUGCUUUGUUUGUUUGCUCCUGUAACCCUAUAAUGUAACUCAUAGGAGGAUAUCUGUUGCCAAAUUACGCCACAAGAUGGAGCUGUAAUACAAUAAAGGACAUUAACCUGCAUGCAACAGGGUUAUUUAUGUCCUUGAAGUGUAAUUAACUGUAAGACAUCACAAUAAGAAAAAUAUAUUUUAAAUAACAACUCGUUCAUUAAGUAACACAGUUGGGUUUUUGUUUACAGACGUAUUUACUUGUAUUGUACUUAAUGGUUUUAAAUGGAAAAAACAGUAUUGCCUGUUGAGAAAUAUUGUGUAAAUGAUGUAUGGUUUAUUCAAAUCUGCUCACUGUGAAAAAUAGAUACAGAUGUGAGUGGUGCUCAUUUGAGUCAUGUCAUCGACGUAGUAUUGCAAAAUUCAAUUGUAGAUAUAUCUUUAUUUCUUGUGAUGUUUUUAUUUCAAGAAACUAAAUAAAUGUAAACAAUUUACUGAAUUCACAAGGUCUUGUUU
This is a messenger RNA of Notothenia coriiceps (black rockcod), 1993 nucleotides long. RefSeq names its product C1q and TNF related 13 (gene c1qtnf13). The coding region runs from base 351 to 1382 and encodes 343 amino acids. The record is from RefSeq and is a predicted model, not a curated record. Gene Ontology annotation, molecular function: protein binding. NCBI's taxonomy places the organism in Eukaryota, Metazoa, Chordata, Actinopteri, Perciformes, Nototheniidae. The transcript is spliced from 2 exons.